UGGGCACUGCUGGAUGGCACUGAUGGGCACUGGUGGGCACAGGUGGGUGGCACUGAUGGGCACAAGAAGUAGAGUAGGAAUCAGGGGUGGACUGACAACUCAUGGGGCCCCUGGGCAAUAGGGGAUCAUGGGGCCCCUGUGUCCUUGCCCAAACUCAAAAAAGCCUAUGAAAAAGGUACCAGGGGCAUCUCAUGGGGCCCCCUACUGACCCCAGACCCUCAGGCAGUGCCCGAGUUUCCAAAUGGUCAGUCCACCCCUGG
Staurois parvus is the source of this 260-nucleotide messenger RNA. The record is from the annotation of a GenBank genome assembly. NCBI's taxonomy places the organism in Eukaryota, Metazoa, Chordata, Amphibia, Anura, Ranidae.